AUGUCAGAGGACCAAGAAGUUUACCGCAUGUGCCGAGCACUAUUCAGCGGAAGGUCUAAACAGCUGAAGAAGCCAGCGAUUCGCCAAACCCUCAUUAACAACCAGAGCGCUUUGCAUCACCUAUUCAGGAGAUAUGGCGAGAUCAGGCUUACCGCAAUGAUCCAGUCUCUCCUCAAAGCCGGGGCUUUCGAAUCGGACCGUCGUGCCAAAGCUAUGUUCCCCGAGCUAUUUCAGACCACCCCACAACAGGAUGCACAGAGAGAAGCAUCUGAAGCCGACGCAGCAAAGUCGGUUGCUGACAUCUUGGGUGGUAUGAGCCACCCCGAAGACAUGGAAUCAGCAGAGCCAGCAACGCCAGCGGAGCCAGUGUGGGGCUGGGAGGUUCCGCCUGUGCCGGUCCCGGAUGAUGAACUCCCAAUACAAGACGCUGCCGCUUCUGAGACACCCCUUGAGACGAACGGUAUUGACGAAGCGCCAUCUCAGACACAUCCCAAGAUCCCUUCUCUCUAUCCAACAUAUCUUCCAUUCACCACUCAACAUGCUAUUCUUACGGCUUCCCAGAGGCUGCUCGAAGAAUGUUGCUUCGAUUUCGCAAAGAAGUGGUUCCCCGACGUGCUCCAGGAUAAAGGCUGGGAAUGUGCGUCCGCCGUCGAGUUAACGAAUUGGAUCAAGGUCUUCAACGCGGAGGUCCUCGCGCUCCCCCCUCAGGUUAUCGCCAUGACGGACAAGACCAUCUAUCAGGUUUUUGCGCCGACCCAUAAGCUACGACACACAGCCGUCCACAGAUUGCCAACGACGGCCCGCGAAAUCAUCAGACUGCUCCGAGCAGCAGUAGAACUGACGGAGACUCUGCAAGACUUCACGCGUGCAUUCCAGCUAGAGGAGCUGAUUCUUGAGGUCGACGAGAAGAUCAAGACGAUGGAGCUCACGAAGAAUGUUUUGGAGGAUCGUGCUGCCGCUCAGCUUGAGGACAUCCGCCGCCAGCGAGAAGACCUUGAUAGACAGGAACGGGAGUUCAUCGAGAGCAUGCUCAAGGAGGAUCAAGAACACAAAGCUCUCAUCGGCAGCCUUCUCGAGAUUGCUGUCGAUGACAUUCUGGAAAGGAAGAACGCUAAAAGCCAGGUAGCCGAUGAGGACGAGACUGAUGCCCGGGUUUGUUACCUCGAAGGUGACGAGAAUACGAACGGAGGUUCCGAUAGCUUGGAGAACAAAGAUGGCUUCAAAGAUAGCAAUGGAAUUUGGCGGAAACUCACGGAUGCUUGGUCUGGGAUGACUUUUGGUCAGAACCAGAAGGUUCUCUUUGGGGGUUUCUAG
Molecule: messenger RNA, 1314 nt
Organism: Colletotrichum fioriniae
Lineage: Eukaryota; Fungi; Ascomycota; Sordariomycetes; Glomerellales; Glomerellaceae
Source: RefSeq, a predicted model, not a curated record